GCGGGCAGCCCUCGGCCGGCGGCCAUGGCGGCGGCGCGGGGGACGUCGCGGCUCGUGGUGGCGACUCUGCGGGGCCGGGGCGCGAGCUUGUCGGCCGGGGCAGCAGAUGCUCGUGGUUUGACAACAGAAGAGAGGAACCAAGUUAUCCGUGACCUGAAAGCAGCAGGAUGGUCAGAAUUAAAUGAGAGAGAUGCCAUCUACAAAGAGUUUUCCUUUAAAAAUUUUAAUCAGGCAUUUGGCUUUAUGUCCCGAGUCGCCUUGCAAGCAGAGAAGAUGAAUCAUCACCCGGAAUGGUUCAAUGUGUACAACAAGGUGCAGAUAACCCUAACCUCGCAUGACUGUGGCGGACUGACCAAGAGAGAUGUGAAACUGGCCACGUUUAUUGACAAAGCAGCUGCUUCUGUGUGAUUUCUUGGAAAAUGCAAACCCUGUGUGCCUCUUAGCCAUCAUGUAUGUGAAAGGCAGUUGACAUAAACGAACUCAGUUGUCAAUUUAAGUUCACCUUUUGAAUAGUCUUUUGUACAAUCAGUGCUUAAUUACAACAUGAUUAAACUUGG
Molecule: messenger RNA, 557 nt
Organism: Canis lupus familiaris (dog)
Lineage: Eukaryota; Metazoa; Chordata; Mammalia; Carnivora; Canidae
Gene: PCBD2
Product: pterin-4 alpha-carbinolamine dehydratase 2
Exons: 4
Coding region: 25-408 (127 amino acids)
Biological process (GO): tetrahydrobiopterin biosynthetic process
Molecular function (GO): 4-alpha-hydroxytetrahydrobiopterin dehydratase activity
Source: RefSeq, a predicted model, not a curated record